AGCUGUUUUGCCUGCUACUAUGGCCAUGGCAUCACGAAGGGCUGUGUUGUCGAGGACUGCAUGGGCGCGUUUGGCCGCUUUCACCAAGCAAGUUCUGUCUCCUAAUGCAUCUGUAUUUUGCGCUUGUCCCAAAUCUACAUAUUCAGCUCUUCCCGAUGACUAUAACUGCAAAGUGGAACUUGCCGUGACAUCGGAUGGAAAAACUAUUGUUUGCUAUCACCCUUCAGUGGACAUUCCAUAUGAGCACACAAGACCCAUUCCACAACUAGAUCCACUGGAUUAUACAGAAGAAACACAUGAUCAAAUCCUGAAAUCUAGAUUGGAUGGAAAGGACUUCAAGAACCAGCAAGGUCCUAUGAUUGAGGAACUUAGUAAAAUGUUUUACACAACAAAGCACCGCUGGUACCCUGUGGGACAGUACCACACUAGACGCAAGAAAACCAAUACCCCUAAAGACAGAUGAACACCAUGUUUGUCACCUUGUUGUUGCUGUCGGGGCAAGUGACUACUUAAGUGGAUGAGAUUGCUUUGAACGUGUAUAUAUAUGUUAGGUUGUCAUUAAAGUACUUUUCUAACUCAAA
Podarcis raffonei (Aeolian wall lizard) is the source of this 581-nucleotide messenger RNA. RefSeq names its product mitochondrial ribosomal protein L42 (gene MRPL42). NCBI's taxonomy places the organism in Eukaryota, Metazoa, Chordata, Lepidosauria, Squamata, Lacertidae. The coding region runs from base 20 to 463 and encodes 147 amino acids. Gene Ontology annotation, cellular component: mitochondrial large ribosomal subunit. The record is from RefSeq and is a predicted model, not a curated record. The transcript is spliced from 5 exons.